Messenger RNA from Cydia strobilella, 5705 nucleotides. RefSeq names its product ras GTPase-activating protein 1 (gene vap). Gene Ontology annotation, biological process: regulation of GTPase activity. The transcript is spliced from 21 exons. Bases 321 to 3113 code for a protein of 930 amino acids. NCBI's taxonomy places the organism in Eukaryota, Metazoa, Arthropoda, Insecta, Lepidoptera, Tortricidae. Gene Ontology annotation, molecular function: protein binding. The record is from RefSeq and is a predicted model, not a curated record.
ACCAACACGGGGGGGCGUAUCAGAUUGAAAUAAAUCGCUAAAAUAAAUGCAAAAUAUUUGCUAUACAUUCAUCGUCUUGUGGUUAUUGUUCAAAGAACAAGUUUAAUAUUAUCAUCCGACAAGAAACUCUUCUGUAUGUUUUUAUUACAUCGGCUUUUUUGUGCGCUAUAAUCAUUAGAGCAUAAAGAAUUAUUAAACUGCUGUAAACAAGAAUAUUUUUGUUUAAAAUCGAUUAGUGUCUGAUAAGUUAUAUUGUGUACCAGACAAAUGAGUCUGAAGUGAUUGAUGUUGUCACUCUUAAGUAGCGGUGCAGCGAAAAAAUGGCUGAUUUAAUACGUGCCGUGGGGGCGCCGAACGGACCCCCUGUAAUGCUAGGAUCGCCGUCAACGGAGUCUGAGGACGGUGGCGGCGAUCUGGCAGAGCUGGCAGCAGACCUUGAGCUGGAUGAGGCAGAUGGACCAAGUACUAAUGGUGAACGGCAAGCGGUGCUAGCUCCACCUGAAACAGAAUGGUACCAUGGUCGCCUAGAUCGGUACACCUCCGAGGAGCGGCUGUAUGCUGCCGGCAAGCAAGGCAGCUAUUUAGUUCGUGAAAGCGAUCGCAAGCCGGGCUCGUACGUGCUCAGUUACUUGGGCCGCACUGGUAUAAAUCACUUCAGAAUAACAGCUGUAUGCGGCGACUAUUACAUCGGAGGUCGCCAGUUCGACUCCCUGACGGAGCUGGUGGGGUUCUACAGCCACUGCUCGGACCUGCUGAAGCGAGAGCGCCUGGUGGAGCCCGUGGCACCGCCGGAGCCCGUCAACGAUAAAAAGAGAGUGGUGGCAAUUUUGCCCUACACGAAGAUGCCUGAUACUGACGAGCUCACCUUCCAAAAGGGUGACAUUUUCUUUGUGCACAACGACAUGGGCGACGGGUGGCUCUGGGUCACGGCUCAUAGGACUGGGGAGCAAGGAAUGAUCUUCAGAGAGCUGGUUGAAGACCUGGACCCCUCUAUAGAUCCAAACACUGUGUUCUCCUGGUUCCACCCCAACUGCACUAAGAGUGAAGCGGUAGACAUGCUUGUGAAAGCCGGCCCGGGGAGUUUCCUCGUCAGGCCUUCCGACAACUCCCCCGGAGACUAUUCCCUGUUCUUCCACAUUAACAAUCAGAUACAGAGGUUCAGGAUUGAGAAGAAGGGGGUGCGGUAUCUGAUGGGAGGAAGGACGUUUGAGUGUUUGGACGCGGUCAUCAAUAGGUACAGGAGAGAGCAGAUUGUGGAAGGUCAUACUUUGGGACAACCACUAAUCGCCGAAGGCCACGUGAUCGAGCCGCAGCAGACAACAACCGGCGCGGCGGCCGAGAAGAUAUACGCGACGCUGCGCGAGUGCCGCGACCAGAUCGGCCUCAAGAAGAUGAAGGGCAUCAAGCACCAGGGCUACCUCAACAAGAAGUCAGAUAAGGGCGCUAAAAAGUGGAAGGCACUGUACUUCGUGCUGCUGCAAGAGGGCACCGACACGCAUCUGUAUUUCUACGACUCGCCGAAGCGAACCAAGCCGAAGGGGCUGAUCGAUCUGUCGUGCGCGUAUCUGUACCAGGUGCACGAGUCUCUCUGGGACCGUGCGUUCUGCUUCCAACUGGUGGAGCGGGCGCUGCCGUGUCUGUCCACGCACACGUUCCUCGCGGCCAACAGCGCGGCCGACGAGCGCGCGUGGCUCGACGCGCUGCGCCCGCUGUGCGUGCAGCAGGCGCGCCACCAGUGCAAGGUGGCGCGCGUGGUGUGGCUGCGCUUGCUGCGCGUGCGCUGCCUGACGGCGCACCGGCUGCCGGCGCGCCUGGCGCCGCGGCCGCACCUGCGCCUGGCGCUCGGCGCGGCGCCCGUCGCGCGCACCCGCCCCCGCCCCUCGCCCGACCCGCACUGGGACGACGAGUUCGUCUUCGAUGACGUGCCUCCAGAUGUGACAUCAUUCACGAUCACUGUUCACAAUACGGGAAAGAGAGGAAAAGAAUCCGAGGUAGCGGAGCUAACCAUUGAACUGGCAAACUUAGCCAAUGGAGAGGAAAUCGAAGAGUGGUAUCCCCUGGCAGGAAUGACUCCUAUUGGCGAAUGGGGCUCUCUGAGGCUACGUAUUAGGUACAUGCAAGAACUGGUGAUGCCACGCGAGGAGUACAACCCGUUGCGUCAAUUGCUAUUAGAGCCCGGCUUGCCUGCUGUCAAGGCCCUAGCUGAUCUAUGCCGCACGGACCGACAGCCGCUCGCUACAUCGCUCCUGCACGCGUUCACGGAGUGCGGGCGCGGCGCGGAGCUGGCUCGCGAGCUGGCGGGCGCGGAGGUGGCGCGGGAGAGCGACCACCGCACCAUGUUCCGCGGCACUUCGCUCGCCACCGCCGUCGCCGACGAGUUCAUGCGCGCGCAGUGCAAGCCCUUCCUGCAGGCAGCUAUAUCAGAAACAGUUCAGAAGUUAACCAAUGAAACCAAGCAGUCCGCAGAACUAAAUCCCACUAAAAUGGACUCACCAGAAGACGCGUGUGCCAACGCAGAAUACCUCCUUCAGGUUCUGGAUCAGAUAACACACUCAAUAUUCAUGUCGCACGAAACAUGCCCACGGCCCGUGCGCUACCUAUGUGGAUGUCUGCAGCGUGCUGCGAUGUCCAAGUGGCCCAAUGAGAGAUUCGUGCGCACCCGGGUUGUAUCAGGGUUCAUCUUCCUGCGGCUGAUCUGCCGCGCGCUGGUGGAGCCGCGCGCUUGGGGGCUGGUGGCGGCGGCGCCGUCGCCGCACGCGCAACGGUCACUAGUCAUGGUCGCCAAGUGCCUGCAGAACCUGGCCAACCUCGUCGAGUUCGGGGCUAAGGAACCAUACAUGGAAGUAGUAAAUCCCUUCAUACUGAAGAAUAAGGAGCGAAUGGUCGUGUUUCUCGACCAGCUGAGUAACAUGCAGGAGCCUGGAAACGGGCCGCCUAACUCCAAUAACAACCUUGAUAUCGCUAAAGAGCUAGCGACGCUGCACCACAUCUGCGUGUCACACCUGGCGGAGCUGCAGACGCUGGCCAAGACGCAGCCGGCCAUCAGGAAGCUGGUCACCGUCACCGAGAUGCUCACCAAGCAUAAGCACAAGUACUUGGAGAUGAUCAGAUAGGACGCGUCACGUGACACAGGGUAAACACUACAAGGCCGAAGAAUCACACGGCAUCUCCGGAAAUACUAAGCCGACUAAAGACGUAGGCAUUAGGUUUAGCGUUUAGUUUGCGAGUCUGCAUUCAAAGUUACGUUCGUGCGUUCUCGUGCCAAACUUUUGUAAUCAUAUUUAUGAUCAAUUCUGGUGCCUUUUUCAUAAACCACAAGCCUUGUAAGCGUUUUAAAUUGUUAUUUAUAUGGCAUGACGCACUAAAUGUUAUUUUAUGAAGUGGGCACCGGGAUGCGCGUAAUUUCUUAGCUGAUAUGAUUAGUUUAAGCUGGCCAGGCGAAACAGUGUAACAUGUAGGCACUGUAGCCUAAAUACAGGGCUGAGAAGUUGGCAUUCUUUAAAUUGGUUAAGAAUAAUGAGCGGCUUAUAGAUACUUGAAGUUAUGAUAUUUAGAGAUAUGUUUUUUUUUCGAUUGCUGCUUGCUAAAGUAUUUAUUUUUUACCCUGAACGCAAAAAAGAGGGGUGUUAUAAGUUUGACGCCAACGUCUGUCUGUGGCAUCUUAGCUCUCUAACGGAUGGACCGAUUUCAAUGCGUGUUUUUUUACGUGAAAGCGAGUUUCUCUGCGGUGGUUCUUACAAGAAACUAUCUAUCCGCCCCGGCUUUGCACGGGUUACACAACACCUUAGCAAAUUAUACAACUAAACCUUUUUCAAGAAUCACUCUAUUUAUAGGUGAAAACCGCAUGAAAAUCCGUUAAAUAGUUUUAGAGUUUAUCGCGAAAAUACAUACACACAGACAGACGGGGUGGGGGGACUGUUUUAUAAGGUGUAGUGAUAUCAGCUCUUUACCAAAAUGAUGUAAGGUAUUUUUGUGCGUGGGUUUUUUUAUUUUUUAUUUAAUAGUUAUUCUCAUGAACAGUAUGAACACAUGAUUCUAAAACUAUGUCGUAAUAUUUAUUUGUUUUCUUUACGAAAAUACCUUUCGUUAACAAUAUGAAUGUUAGCAAAAUCCAUGUUUUAGACUACCUACGUAUAAACUAGGCUUUAAAAAGGGUGCUUUCAAAGAUAAUUGAUUGUAAUAGAGGUAAAGUUUAAAAAAAACACGUGCCCCUUAGUUUGACAUCCAAAACAGAUGGCGCUGUACUGCGCCAUAUGUUUUGCUGCCACUGAAUAGUCGAACUUCAACUUUUGACAAUCAGAAUUACCUCAAAAUGUAUGGAGCUGUACCUCGUUAUCUGUCAAAUUCGAAGCAUGAAAUUGUCUUAGAUUUUACCAUAGAGUAACCUAUACUAGAGCGGUACUGUCAUAGUAAAUUUUGUAACCCCAGUAAAUUCACUGCCAUCUGUCGACACACUUUAAAACUAAAAAUAAAUAUUUAUAAAAAUACGAUAAAAUGUAUUUAAAUAUGGAUAAAUGAUUUUUUUAUUUGCAUUAAUUAUUUUUAUAUGUUUUUGACCCAUGUUCUUUCACUGGUAUGCGUUAAAAUUAUAAAUAACAAACGAAACAGUCAACGCCCUCUAUACGAGUGUAGGCCAAAACUAGUGGCGCCAUCUGAUCGAGAAUCAAAUUUUCGUGAUUUUCGAGGCACGUUUUUUCCUUAGACUGUAUCCAUCUAUUACGGAGUUGAUUUUACGCAUCUCACUCAAUCAAUGUAUCUUUGGUGCUUUUAAUAGGGUAUUUGACCGUAUUUAAAAUAUAUGAUUUCACACCAUGCAUGAAAUAAAGCACCAGAUAAUUAUUAUAGAAAAACAUAGAUAGCAGUUUUUUUUAAACACAAGUUCUAUUUAAUAAAUCGAAUAGAAAUAUUAAAAGUGGGUGAGUUGACCGUGACGUCAUUGUGUAAAGUUUCAUAUAAAUUCCAUAUUAGCAAAUCGUUUUGACAGUUCUAAAAAAGAAACUGAUUUGACUAGUAGGAGAAUACCCUAUCGGUGUUAAAGCCAAGCCAAAAAAAAGGUAUGUUCAUAGGGCGAUAAAUAGUUUCGUCUUAUUUAGGCAAACGAAUGCUCUCUAGGUUUUAUAUUUAACGCGUAUUUAUUGGUAGCCGCGUAAUGAAUUAUUGUAGUUAAGUUCAAUAAUCUCCCUAAUGGACGGUGGCGGUUAAUAAAGGUAAAUGUAUUAUUGUACUUGUGUUAUUGAAUUUCGGAGAAUUUUGUUUGCGAUGAAAGCCAAAUAAAUUGCCAGUAAUAAAAAAGACUGUUGAUGUGUGAACGACGUGGCGUUCUCCCGAAAUACUCUUGAAAAUGUCUGUAAAUGGAGUCACAGAGAGUUGUUUCACUCCAACUAGCUCACUCACAUAGUAGACUCCAUGUACAAACAUGUUCUAGAGUAUUUCAGGAGAACACCACUUCACUGGAAAAGUUUCCAGUAUAGGGUGUUACAAAAACAUUCGCUUACAAUAUAAUGCGAGGAAUGCAUUAUAGUAUGGAAACUACCUUUUAUGUAAAUUACACGUAUUUGCUGGUGUAAGACUCUUAUUUCAGUAACACAAGUAUAAUAUUGAUAUUAAAUCCGCCAUGAACAAUCGAAUUAUAUUAAUUUUAUAUUUUUAAUAAAUUAUAUUGGAAUUGCUUUAAAAUAAUUUACAUAAUAAAAAUAUUAAUUUUA